This is a messenger RNA of Brettanomyces nanus, 1629 nucleotides long. RefSeq lists its product as uncharacterized. The transcript has a single exon. Bases 1 to 1629 code for a protein of 542 amino acids. Lineage: Eukaryota; Fungi; Ascomycota; Pichiomycetes; Pichiales; Pichiaceae. The record is from RefSeq and is a predicted model, not a curated record.
AUGACCGAGGACUCAGAAUCGACCCCUUUGAUUGAGUCUGUUCUUCAGUCACCUAAACGGGAUUGGAGAACAACAUUCAGGCGGUACAGACUGGAUGUUUGGAUACCCAUAGCAGUGUUAUCAUGUUUAUUGGUUGUAAUUAUUAUCACUUUUUUUCAAGCAGUUCUUCCUAAUAUUGGAGACUAUGCCGCUCAAGGGACGACCUUUGAUUUGGAGAAUCUCAACUUUCUUGGAGUUUCUGAUGCUGGAGGUGUCAACUUCGAAGUGAUGGGUGUGUCUCACAACAACUUCUCCCAGAUUGAGGACCCUUUGGCUCGAAAAUACUUCAAAGUAGGAGGCUUUAUGACUAGGAAAUUGAAUUUGAAGGUGGAUGAUCUUGACUUUUUAGUCUAUGACGAAAUUAAAGAUGACUACCUGAAAUUAGGUAGGGUGCAUAUUUCUCCCUUCUCUGCCAGGGUGGUGGAUUCGGCCAAUACUGAUAUGGAUGUAUACCUGACGGUUUUUCCUGACUCCAAAGGUGUUCUUGGAACUAUUGAGAAGAUUUUAAGAACCCCUAAUUCCAAGUUGAAACUAAAGGGAGAUGCAGACGUUAAAAUUUUGGUUUUUAAUGGCUAUAUUCCUCUUAAAGGUGUGAUGAUUCCUUUGGAUAUUGAUAUUCCUACUUCUUUGGUGUCAAGAUUGUCGUUGAAUAGUGUUGAUGUCUCCAAUGUCAAAUUUACGGAUUCUGAAAACGGGAAAUCUAAAGAUUUGCCAAAGUGUCUGUUUGAUUUAUUGCUGUUGGAAAAUCCUAUCAAGAACUUGCUGAAAAUCGUUGACCUUGACCAAGUGGAUGUUCCGUCUUCAGUUUGGAAUAUAUUUAUUAAUGAUUGUAAUGGAAAUCCAAAAAUUGAUGUGGCAUCAUUGCAAACUUCGAAAUUCAUUAUCGAAAACUCUGAUGAGUAUAACAUCUCGUGCUCUCUGGACUUCAAUACCGAUCUUGACAAACUUUCUGACACGUGCAAGCAUCAAGAUUUCCCACCACUCUCCAAAUUUGUGGAUACCAUCGUACACAAUGAUACAGUGAGUCUUCUGAUUGGAAUGGACUCCGUUUCGAGUCUCCCCAGUACUCUUUCCAGCGUAUUAAAGGAAGUAGUUCUGCCUUUGAAUAUUCCCCUCAAUAUAACAGAUUUAAGCUCUCAAGUGGUGGAGAACGUUACCAUGGAAGAGAUGAGCUUUGGCCUGGCCGAUUCGCAAACGCCAAUGCUUAGUGGUGUGUUGAAAGUGAUUUUAAAUUUUAAAGACAUCUCAGUGGAAGGAUUCAAAGUGAAGGAGAUGAAAGGCUUUUCAAAUUUGAAGUAUCAGGGAGAGAAGUUUGGUGAUGUUGACAUCUCACAGUGGAAGGAAAGUAUCACCAAAAUGGUUGUCUCGGAUAAUGGGGAUAUUAUGAUGAUUGUGUCGUGCAAAUUGGACAAUGUGCUUCUUGAUAUCACGGAUAUGACGGUUUUCCAGGAGAUCUUGUCUGAAGUGAUAAUGAAUGGCUCAGCACAUAUUGAUAUUGAAGCAUUGGUGGAUGUAUUAGUCAAAUCAAUGCUCGGAACUUUUGAGAUUGAUGGAAUCCCCGGUUCUGGAGGUGCUGAUUUUGAGCUAUGA